Cyprinus carpio (common carp) is the source of this 3455-nucleotide messenger RNA. It is a transcript of the gene camkva, whose product is annotated as CaM kinase like vesicle associated a. Lineage: Eukaryota; Metazoa; Chordata; Actinopteri; Cypriniformes; Cyprinidae. The record is from RefSeq and is a predicted model, not a curated record. Gene Ontology annotation, biological process: peptidyl-serine phosphorylation. Gene Ontology annotation, molecular function: calcium/calmodulin-dependent protein kinase activity; calmodulin binding; ATP binding. Gene Ontology annotation, cellular component: intracellular anatomical structure.
AUUUGAGUUUCCACACUCUGUUUUCUCUGAAUCUGAGCACAGUUGAGCUAAACCCAUUUGUCACAGGGCAGAUCAUAAUCUAAGAAACUUCAUUUUGGUCAUUUUGCUUUUUCACAGCAGAAUAGUACAGUGGGAUUUCUCACCCACUCUCAAAAGUCAGGAAUCUGGAGUCUGGAAGUUUUAGUCAUAUUCCAAGAAUACCUUAGAAAGGUUGAAUUGUUUACUUGUGUUGUGCAGUGCUGCGCAAUGACCAGCUGCCCUCCUCUUGAAACCACCAGCCCAACAACUGCUGGCUGUACUCUAAAGCAGCCAGCCGCAUUGUACUGUACCACUGCAUUUAUGUAUGACUGUAACUAAGGCAACAAACAACAUAAGGAACAGAAAGGACAGAUUAACCAACUGGGUGUGAAGGCAAUCCAGGGUUCUUAACACACGCAUAAUUCUUCCAAUUAGCCAUUCCUCUGAGACACAACGCAAGUCUUUUUGGGAAGGUUCUGACUGCACCAGCUUGUGGCAUUGUGGAGGUAUUCUAGACAGGUUUUGUUAACAGUGUACUCGGCAGAAAAGGGAUUCACUUUUGGGUAGGAGCAGCCAUGCCAUUUGGCUGUUUGACUCUGGGAGAGAAGAAGGACUACAACAGUCCUUCAGAGGUCACCGAUAAGUAUGACCUGGGACAGGUAGUGAAAUCGGAGGAGUUUUGUGAAAUCUUCAGGGCAAAGGACAAGAACACACUGAAAAUGUACACCUGUAAAAAGUUCCUGAAGAAAGAUGGAAGAAAAGUACGAAAAGCAGCCAAAAACGAGAUCCUCAUCUUGAAAAUGGUGAAGCAUCAUAACAUCCUCCAGCUGGUAGAUGUCUUUGAGACGAGAAAAGAGUACUUCCUCUUUUUGGAGCUGGCCACAGGAAGGGAGGUGUUCGACUGGAUCUUAGACCAGGGCUACUACUCAGAACGUGACACCAGCAAUGUGAUCCGGCAGGUGCUUGAGGCUGUGGCUUACCUGCACUCUCUUCACAUCGUUCACAGAAACCUAAAGCUGGAAAAUCUUGUCUACUUUAACCGUCUGAAGAACUCCAAAAUUGUAAUCAGCGAUUUUCACCUGGCCAAACUGGAGAAUGGUCUUAUCAAAGAGCCAUGUGGCACACCAGAGUAUCUUGCUCCAGAGGUGGUUGGCAGACAGAGAUAUGGCAGACCGGUGGACUGCUGGGCCAUCGGGGUGAUCAUGUACAUCCUAUUGUCAGGAAACCCACCUUUUUAUGAUGAGACAGAAGAUGAUGAUUAUGACAAUCAUGAUAAGAACCUGUUCAGGAAAAUUCUGUCUGGAGACUAUGAGUUUGACUCACCCUAUUGGGAUGACAUCUCAGAUUCAGCAAAAAGCCUAGUUGCAUGUUUAAUGGAGGUGGAUCAGGAUCAAAGACUGACCGCACAGGAAGCCAUCAAUCAUGAGUGGAUAUCUGGAAAUGCUGCCUCAGACAAGAACAUCAAAGAUGGUGUUUGUGCUCAGAUCGAGAAAAACUUUGCUAAAGCUAAAUGGAAGAAAGCUGUUCGUGUGACCACCAUGAUGAAGAGACUCAGGGCUCCAGAUCAGAGUGACUCUGGAGCCUCUAGUCCUGCAAUGGGAGCCUCAGGAGGACCUGUUACCCCCAGCACCACCCCUGCUCCCCUGGCUGUAACACCAGUGCCUCCCCGCACCGCCCGGGAUCACCCCGAGGCCCAGACACAGGAGGCCUCGGCUCCUACACGGUGUAAUGGAGAGAUACUGACAUCCCAGCAGCGUAGUGGGGAGACUAAGGAGGAUUAGAAUGGCUGAUUACAUUCGGGCAAAUAUAGUGGUAAAUAUACAGUAGAAGAGCCUACAUGCUACAUGGAGCAAAGUCCAAUUGUGUUUAAAAGCUUGAUCACCAUUUUACAUUUUCAUUUGUGCAAAAUGCUGUAAUCUAGGAAGACUUUAAAAUGUAAAUCCCAGUCCCAUAGUAGUUUUAUCUGUAUUUUCUUAAGUAGCUUUAUUAAAGAAAUAUUAUUUGUUACUUCUGAAGUAAUACUCAGUGAUUUAAUUUCCAUAAUUCAAUCCAAUUUAAAAAAUCCUCAUUAAAACUAUGCUACCAUCUUUUUAAGGGUAUUAUACAAAAUAAGUUCUUAGAUUUACUUUAAAACAUGUCAUUAAAAGUUGGUUCAAAUAUUUUCAGUUGUAUUUAUUGCAUACCUAAAAAUCUUUUUUUCCACAUUGCAAAGAGCAAAGGAACAUAAAAUAUAAAAAUACAGCCUCAAAAUAUGAAUCUUAAAGUCAUUAAAUAAGAUAAUUCACAAACAAACAAAAGGACGAUUAGCACAGCAGAAUAUUAUAUUUCUGCAUCAAAAGAAUGGUUGGACUUUAAUGUAGAAUUUCAUAUAUCCAGAAGAGCCCAGCUGCUGAAAUACAAUUCAUAUUAAUAUUUUGUGUCAUAAUAUUGGCUAACCAGCAACUAAAACGGCUGCUGUACUUCAUUGAUGUACAAGUCAUUAUGUUUUUGUCAAUGCUAUCAUCAUAUCAAUAUAAUAUGACUCAGUGUUUUGUACUGCUGAAUCAUGUUUCUUUUUCUUUUGCUGUACAAUCUUACAAGAAAUCAUGUAGCUCUUUUUAUUCAAUCUGCCCUUAUAUCCUUAUUCUAAAGAGCACUGUAUUUUAUAUAGAAUACAUCUGGUUUCAUUGAGUGUGAUACGCUGAGGCCUAAGGGUUUCCAAAUGUUCUGUUGAUGUGCAGUACAAACAAAGCAAUAUGAAUAUUGCUGUAAUACUGUGAAACUGCUAUACAGGUGAUAAGAUGUUCCUGCCAUAUUUCAUACAGGUAGCCAAGCAAUUUGCUCUCGAUGGUUGUUUGCGUAUUCAAUCUUAUAGCUGUAUAUAAUGUUCAGUUAUUGUAUUCUGCCUAAAACCCAGACCUUAUUUUUACUGUCCAUGUGGAGAGAGAGGAAUCAAAAUGUCCUUGAACUGCAAAUCCUGCUGUAGCUCAUGUCCAUUAUGGCAUAGUUAUUUGUUGUUUAUUGUUUGUUUUAAUUGAUUGUCUUUGGCAUGGUCACAUGUUUAUUUUUAAGCAUUUGCUAAAUAUACUCCCCAUUGUAUAUAGCUUCACUGAGUUUUAUCUGGUAGUAUUAUCUCAGUAAUGUAAAAGGAACUAUACAGACGUACAUUUUGACCUCUGUGUGCAUUAGUUUGACCUCAGCUGAAAACCAUAAUUUUCUCCUGUUUAGCCUUUGUUUUCCUCUUUAUGCACUGACGGCAGGCUCUGUAAACACUGAAUAUAUAUUUUCUGAGAAAAGUUUUCAUAGAAGACAGAGCAGAAAAACAAGUGAUUGUGCAAAUCCAGAGUAAAAUGUGUAAUUCAUCAUUUUCAUGUAUCAGCUCAGCCUAAUGUGUUUGUCACUGUUUGUGGCUUCUGUAUUUUGUUACUCGAUAUGCAGAAUAAAUGUUUCGGACAGUG